This is a messenger RNA of Phoenix dactylifera (date palm), 1827 nucleotides long. NCBI's taxonomy places the organism in Eukaryota, Viridiplantae, Streptophyta, Magnoliopsida, Arecales, Arecaceae. The record is from RefSeq and is a predicted model, not a curated record.
GGCCCGAACAGGGAAAGGGGCGCAUCAGAACGAGCGAUCCCCCUCGCCCUUUUCCUUCGCUCUCUCGCUCUCCCUCGCUUUCCGACGCCUCUUCUCCGGCAAACCUUCUAGUAGAGGGCUCGCCAUGGAUGCGGGAAAGAAGGAAUCGGAGGACGGGAAGGUCGACAUCUACUCCCUCUUCUGCCACUACAACAGUCUCUACUUCGACGAAGCCCUCGGCCCCUGCGUCGUCUCCUGGACCGACUCUCAAUUGAACAAAAAAAUGUUGGGUGAUCUUUUGUUGGCUCAAUGCAGCUGCACUGGUUCUUGCCUUUAUUAUUCAGAUGGUAGCUGUGAAAUACUUCUUAAUGAACUCUUGUUGAAAUCUCGGCCAACUGCUGAUCUCAAAAAUGCUUUACUACAUGAGAUGAUUCAUGCGUUCUUGUGGAUUAAGAAUAAAAAGAAUGAGCACAGUGUGCAUGGUCCAAGUUUCCGGGAAAUGAUGGAUUCAAUUAAUGCCAGCUCAAUGACAGAUCAUCAGAGACCAUCUGGUGGCUACAACAUUACCAUUUACCAUGAGUUCCAGGAGGAAGCUGACUCCUGCAGAGCUGGCAACUGCAUUUGUGAAGCAUGUGGGAAUUUGAUCAAGCCAGGCACGAAAAAGGAACAUUCAGCUAGUGACUGCAUUGAGAAUGUGGACCCUGAAGGGUGUUGUGAUAACCCAUCAUGUCAAUGGCAUAGCAAUAAGAAGUAUUGCUCUGGAAGCUGCAUUAAGAUACAAGAACCAACUGAAUGUGGUAACAACAAAAUGAGUUUGAAAGAUGAGGAGGAGCUUCAUGAGGGCAGGUAUAAAGGUUUGCACUAUAUGACCAGACAAAGAAAACGAAAAUUUUGUGAAGCAGGAACAAAGGAUAAUUUGGAUGGCAAAAAGAAGGUAACACUCAAAGAUGGAGGAACGGAGGAGAAUUUGGAUAGCAACAAGGUAAUAUGUGAAGCAGGAGCAAAGGACAGUCGAGAUGGCAAGAAAGUGGCAUUCAGAGAUGGAGGCACAGAGGAUUAUUUAGAUGGCAAGAAGAAAGGAGCAUUUAAAGAUGGAGGGAUAAAGGGUCAUUUGGAUGGCAAGAAGGUGGCAAUGUCAGACUUCUUCGCAUCCGUGGGUGCGCCGGCUGGAAACUUUGACGAGCUCAAGGGCAUAGAAUCAAAAAGUAGCAGCUGUCCAGUGGCUCCAGAAACCUCUAAACGUGCAAGAACUCCAGCACUCAAGAAGCAGCAAGCAUGCACUUGCCAGAAAAGAAGAAAACUAGGAAGACGCAGAAAUGAUUACACAGUUGCAAGUGAAUGGUUGGAGUAUUUUGCAUAUGAGGAAUCUGAGGAAAAUGUUGAACCUCUAGUAAAUAAAAGAACAGAGAGGAGGAAAAAGCAAAGACUGCUCAGAAGACUGAAUGGAGGCGGCCCCAGCCUUGCUGUGGGCAAUAAGCAAGAGUCUCAGAACAUCCAAGCACAUGAAGCAGGCAAAAACACCAGUGCUGCCAUGACCAUUGUGGAAAUCCCGGAUGACUAAUUGAACUGGUUUUGGAUUUGACUUAUCAGAGAUAUCAUGGCUGUGGUACUGGGUGAUUGUCUUUUUUUCGUUUUUUUGUUGGGGGGGUGUGCGGUUUUGACGUUAUAGAGGCCAUGCUAUACUGUGGCAGAUGGGAAUGCGAAACAGUAGUAUCAAGGAUAAAUAGCAAGCAUAGCAAAAAUACUUGUACAGUGGAAGAUAAUUUAAGAGAUACAUACUAGGUGUCCUUUCUGGGUGACCGUUUGCACGUUUUUUUCCCCUUAAAUGAAGUGACUUUCUAAAAGAUA